UUUUAUUUUGACAGUUGUCGUUCCGACAGCAAGAAGAACACAGUGCUUGCGUUGUUUCGUGUAAAACGAAACGUUUCGACUAGCCCCAUUGUUAAUGAAAUCAGCUGUCAAAUAUCCAAAAGAUUAAAUAAAAACAUUUAAAGAAUUUAAUUCAGUGCCUGAGAUUGUGUAUUUUAUUGUUAUUGAAGACUGAAUGUAACGCUUACCACCAUGGGGGUUGUGUUGUGCAGUUAAUAUUAUUUGUGCUGUCAAAGUAUAAAAUCAAAAUAAUCUAUUUCGUGUUUGAAAUGUUCUUUAAUUAAAAAUAAAAUAUAAACAUUGACUCUUUAAAUCACAAGUGUUCAGUGAACAUAUUAUUUCUAGUUUAGGCUAAACGUUUUGUUAAACGUCGUCUUAGAUAAUAACAUUAAAGUCCAAAAUGUCUAAAGUGUCUUUGAGCAAUAUUCCAUCAAAUCCAAGAAUAAAUCGCUUACGCACAUUUUCCAGGACUGAAAGUGAAACGUCGUGCGAAGAGGCCGCGCGGCUGACCGCCGAAGGGGCAGAUGACGAUGACGAGGCUUACGACUAUGGGGAGCUUCCACCCCCACCAGACGGUGGCUAUGGCUGGGUGGUGGUAUUCGCCUCUUUCAUGUGCAACCUCGUGGUUGACGGGAUUGCCUAUACCUUUGGCAUCUUCUUGUCGGAGCUUGUGACGUUCUUUGGGGAGGGAAAGGGCACGGUUGCGUGGGUCGGAAGUUUGCUGUCUGGAGUUUAUUUAGCGGCUGGUCCCGUGGUAUCAGCAUUAUGUAAUAAGUUUGGAUGUCGCGCCGUGUGCGUCGCCGGCUCCUUCGUCGCGACCAUAGCUUUCGUCCUGUCUACAUUUAGCAAAAGCGUGACUAUGAUGAUGAUCACGUAUGGACUUUUAGGAGGAAUCGGCUUCGGAAUGAUCUACCUCCCGUCCGUAGUAGCAGUGGGCUACUACUUCGAAACCCGCCGGUCCCUAGCUACUGGUAUAGCAGUAUGCGGGUCGGGGGUGGGAACAUUUUCGUUCGCACCCCUAGCUUCAAUUCUGCUUCAGGAAUUCGGCUCCUGGCAGAAUGCGAAUUUGUUGCUAGCUGGUUUAAUUUUGAAUUGCGCUGUUUUUGGAGCGCUGAUGAGACCGCUUGUUUAUCCUAAGACAUCAGGUGAAAAGCCACUUCUACAAAGAAUGGCUGAAGAGAAAAGAUUGCAAAUGGAGAGAGGCUCAAUCGGGGGAUCCUAUUUCGUGGUCCAGCUACCAGAUGGUACUAUGGAGAAACGAAUGAAGCAGGCACCCCUGAACAUAGACCCUGGUGUACACUCGUCCCUAAACCUGGAGGCACUUGCCCGCGUGCCCACUGUGCCCAACAUGCCCAAUGUGCCCACUGUGCCCACACUGCCCACUAUCACUGAAGUUAGAGUCGCUGAUGAUACACAGGAGAAGAAGAAGAGUGAAAACGGCACAACCCCAGUGAACCCAGCCAGCCACAUGUCGCGCAACGUUUCGUCUCCCGCCUUCAGUGCACAAGCGCCGGGCUUACCAAAGAAUGGCUCCGUUCCCUUCUUCGACAGACAACGGAAACAGAGCACAGGCGAUAGGUCAGAUAACGAUAGAUUUAAACCGUCCUUAGCUGCUAUCAAAGCUACGUCCAAAACUUCCAUUGGCAGUCAUCUAAGGAACGAAGACACAGAAAGCGGAGUAUACAACUCGAAGCUAUCAGUUGCCGCGCCGAAAGAACCUUCUAGAAUGGUCCGACCGAUGUCCAGGAAGGAUAUCUUCUACUCCGGUUCUGUGUUGAACCUACCUCAGUAUCAGAGCCAGAAAUCUUUGCAAGGAUACAGGAAUUCCGUAUUGAGCCUGCCACAGAGUAGACAAGCUGGCGAUUUGGAAAGACAAGAACAAUACGACCUCUGCCCCUGUCUAAGCCUGCCCGCAUCAUUCAAGUCCGCAUUAUCGUCAAUGCUUGACGUGAGCCUGUUACGUGAUCCGGCCUUCAUGCUUAUCGGAGUGUCUAACGUAUUCGGAAUGGCCGGUUUAUAUGUACCCUUCGUGUAUAUCGUGGACGCUGCUGUUAUGAAUAAAGUUGAAGAAUCAAAAGCAUCGUUCUUACUGUCGAUUAUCGGUAUAACGAACACGUUUGGACGUAUCAUGUGCGGUUGGGUGGCCGACUUCCCCUGGAUGGACUCGCUCUUGCUCAAUAAUAUAUGCCUUGUUAUUGCUACGAUAUCAGUAGCUGUGAUUCCGUUCUGCACAACAUAUGCGGCCUAUGUAGUGGUCGCCAUUGCUUUUGGACUCGCUAUCUCGGGCUACAUAUCCCUAACCUCGAUCAUCCUAGUCGACUUACUCGGUCUAGACAAGCUAACCAACGCGUUUGGUCUGCUCAUCCUGUUCCGUGGUGCGGCCGCCAUAGUGGGCUCACCGCUGGCUGGCGCAGUGUAUGACGCUACUAAGAACUAUGAUGCUUCCUUCUUUAUGGCGGCUGCGUUCUUCUUAGCGUCGACUCUGACGUCAUUCGCAGCACCUAUGUUCCGCCGCAAACCAGAAGAAGCACCACAACCGCUAGACGUGCUCACACCGAUCGACGAGGAUCUAGAAGAGGAUGAGGAUCCAGACGACACUCCUAUCACUAUGGGAGGGCUGGCUCGGGCCCCUCCUGCCAUUACUCGCACUGCUCCCUCACCCUCUGACCCGCCCUCACCGGAACAAACUGCUGGGUUAACUAGGGAAAGUGUUUUGUAGG
This is a messenger RNA of Colias croceus (clouded yellow), 2738 nucleotides long. Its product is annotated as monocarboxylate transporter 4. The transcript has 14 exons. The record is from RefSeq and is a predicted model, not a curated record. The coding region runs from base 419 to 2737 and encodes 772 amino acids. Gene Ontology annotation, biological process: transmembrane transport; monocarboxylic acid transport. Gene Ontology annotation, molecular function: monocarboxylic acid transmembrane transporter activity. Lineage: Eukaryota; Metazoa; Arthropoda; Insecta; Lepidoptera; Pieridae.